Penicillium samsonianum is the source of this 1035-nucleotide messenger RNA. RefSeq lists its product as uncharacterized. NCBI's taxonomy places the organism in Eukaryota, Fungi, Ascomycota, Eurotiomycetes, Eurotiales, Aspergillaceae. Gene Ontology annotation, biological process: regulation of mRNA processing; protein phosphorylation; spliceosomal complex assembly. The transcript is spliced from 5 exons. Bases 1 to 1035 code for a protein of 344 amino acids. The record is from RefSeq and is a predicted model, not a curated record. Gene Ontology annotation, molecular function: ATP binding; protein kinase activity.
AUGUCUACCAAUGCCGACAAGUGUCCGAUGGACCAGCCUACCUACACUUCCCCCAUUGAUGCGGAGCCACUUCAUCGCUACCGACAAGGCGGUUACCACCCAGUCACCUUAGGAGAAUGUCUUAAAGCUGGAAGGUAUAAGGUGUCACAUAAAUUAGGAUGGGGUGGCUACUCGACAGUUUGGGCGGCGACAGAGACUUACGUCGCUGUGAAGGUUUGUGUUGCAGAACGUGAACAUGAUAGGGAGACGCGAGAACUCCAAACUAUGAAGGAAUUGGCAUCUCAUCUCCCUAGUCCGACGCAUGUGGUGCAGUUGCUCGAUGAUUUCGGCCUAAUGGGCCCAAAUGGGUUCCACAAAUGCCUCGUUUAUGAACUUUUGGGGCCGAACAUUCCGGACGUAGUUGAUGCUCAUUUUUCCGGUGGGAGACUCCCUGGAAAGCUUGCUAAAAUCAUUGCCAAGCAAAGUCUUUCCGGGCUUAAUGAUUUGCACCAACGGAAUAUUGGACACGGAGGAAAACCUGAAAUAGGCCGUGUCCAGAGGCACGAUGGGAAAGACCUUGAGCUCGGCAUGCCGGAGUAUAUCGUGAAGCCCACCUCAUAUCGAAUACGUUCUUGGAACUCGAUUCGAGCACCCGAAGUUUUAUUCCAGGAUCAAAUUGAUUAUCAUGUUGAUUUGUGGAGUAUGGGCUGCAUGCUCUUUGAACUUUUCACAGGCCAGCCGCCUUUUGACACCUUCCUAAUAACACCCCCAAUUCUCAUCGGUCAAAUGCAAGAGAUGGCGAGUGACGAUCUACCUCAAAGAUGGCAAGAGAUAUGGAAUACGAUGAAUAAAGGGGACGACGUGACCGCGGAAAGCUCCGGGCCUAACCUGCAAGAAUGGCUGGAAGAAGUGUAUUUUGAUGGCCGCAGGACCCCUGAUCUCACAAGAGGGGACAUAACGAGGCUGGGAGAAAUCAUUGGAAGCUUGUUGUGCUUUGAACCGUCGGCAAGAGCAUCAGCGAGACAGAUUCUCGACGACCCUUGGUUCAAUGAGUAG